Chelonoidis abingdonii (Abingdon island giant tortoise) is the source of this 3217-nucleotide messenger RNA. It is a transcript of the gene EDNRA, whose product is annotated as endothelin receptor type A. Gene Ontology annotation, biological process: vasoconstriction; regulation of blood pressure; enteric nervous system development. NCBI's taxonomy places the organism in Eukaryota, Metazoa, Chordata, Testudines, Testudinidae. The record is from RefSeq and is a predicted model, not a curated record. Gene Ontology annotation, molecular function: endothelin receptor activity. Gene Ontology annotation, cellular component: plasma membrane.
UCUCUCUCUCUUGCUGAUACAGCGGAGGUGGAGAUUUCCAAUCCCACCCAGUCACAUUGAGAAAGGAGGAUUUGGUAAGGCUUUCCCAGGAGAAAUCACACUGAGGAAAUUCUCAGCAGCAGCCUGAACUACACUUGGAGUGGGUUUGCAGUCUCCUAUGCACGGAAAUGGGGGCAGAAGCAGCUGCAUGUUCCCCGUGUGAGAGCCUAGAGGGAGCUUCAUGGUGAAGAAGUAAGAAGGACCACACUGAAACAUUGAAAGAAGUAUUUCAUUGAUUGUGCCUGCCAUUCAAGACUUUAGGAUGGAAACCUUUUGUUUAAGAGUCUCCUUGCUACUGCUUGUCGCUGGAUGUGGCCUCAGCGACAGUUCUGACAGAUAUUACACCAAUCUGAGUGAUUCUGGAAACUAUUUGACCACCUACUCUGGACUAGAGCCCAGCUUACUCCUUACUACUAUCCGACCCAUGGUACCCAACAAAACAGACUAUUGCUCCCAACGGGCUAAAAUUGCUGACACUUUCAAAUACAUUAACACAGUGAUAUCUUGUAUUAUUUUCAUCGUUGGAUUGGUUGGGAAUGCAACUUUGCUGAGGAUCAUUUACCAGAACAAGUGUAUGAGGAAUGGCCCCAAUGCGCUGAUAGCUAGCCUGGCACUUGGAGAUCUUAUCUAUAUUGUCAUUGAUAUUCCUAUCAAUGUAUAUAAGCUUCAUGCUCAGCGGUGGCCAUUUGAGGAUUCUGAUUUCGGGCUGUUUCUUUGCAAAUUCCUCCCCUUUAUACAGAAGGCAUCUGUGGGCAUCACAGUCCUCAAUCUCUGUGCCCUUAGUGUGGACAGGUACAGAGCAGUUGCCUCCUGGAGUCGUGUUCAGGGAAUUGGUAUCCCCAUGAUCACUGCUAUUGAAAUUUUCUCCAUUUGGAUUCUCUCCUUUAUACUGGCUAUUCCAGAAGCAAUUGGUUUUGUCAUGAUACCUUUCAAAUACAAAGAUGAAAAUCAUAUUACCUGCAUGCUCAAUGCUACAAACAAGUUUAUGAUGUUUUACAAAAACGCAAAGGAUUGGUGGCUGUUUGGAUUUUAUUUCUGUGUGCCACUAGCAUGUACUGCUGUCUUUUACACACUAAUGACUUGUGAAAUGUUAAACAGAAGGAACAACAGUUUGAGAAUUGCCCUCAGCGAACAUCUUAAGCAGCGUCGAGAAGUUGCAAAGACAGUUUUCUGUCUGGUAGUGAUUUUUGCCCUUUGCUGGUUUCCUCUCCAUUUGAGCCGAAUUUUGAAGAAAAUGGUAUACAGUGAAAGGGAUCCUAACAGAUGUGAACUGCUCAAUUUCUUGUUGCCUCUGGAUUACAUCAGCAUUAACCUGGCAACCAUGAACUCUUGUAUAAACCCCAUAGCUCUCUAUUUUGUGAGCAAGAAGUUUAAAAACUGUUUCCAGUCAUGUCUCUGCUGUUGCUGCUACCGAUCCAAAAGUCUAGUGACUUCAGUGCCAAUGAAUGGAACAAGCAUUCAGUGGAAAAACCAUGAACUAAAUAACCACAAUACAGAUCGAAGCAGCCAUAAGGACAGCAUAAACUGAGACUGAAGGACACUGAGACCACUUCAGAAUCCAGGAGGAAAAGAUGUUACAUGAAAGCUGUUUAAGAGGGAAUCCACUGAGUGUUCCACAAAAUAUAAUCCAUUCAGACGUUCUUUGCCCUUCUACCUAAUUUCAGAGGUGAUUUAAUGGAUUGACUAUAAAUUUAAAGAUCUGCAAAUUUGGAUCCUCUUGACAAUGUUGCUGUUUCUGAAAAUUACAUUCACCUUCUUAAUGAAAAAUGAAAGAGUCUCUCAGCACUGUGCAGGAUGUUUGCAAUCUUUGACCUAAGCAGGAAAUGUCCAGUGUGUACCUGGUACCCAGCCAUCUUUUUACUUGAUGGCCAAUUAGAAUUAGUCACCAUGGGAUUUUCAGAAGAUGUUGAAUGUGGAAUCUGUGAGGAUAUAGUUUAUCUCUGUCUUUCUGCCACUUUUUAAAGGAAACAUUUAACUGAGUGGUGAACAUAUCCUGUAUAAAAGUCUGUUUAGCAUGAAUUUUAAAAGCUUUUAUUUGGAAAUGUGUCAGUCCGCACCAGUAUUUUAUUUACUUAAUUUUUCAAAAUGAGACAACAUUAGUUGGGAAGUUAGCAUUUCACAAUUCAAAGAUCACAAUUCAAUAGACCAUCUAAAAAUAGCACCAACAUUAGGCGCUUACAGCACAGACUAAUACCAAAAGUAGGGUAUUAUAAUGUGCUAUUUAUUCUAACUCUCUUUACAAAAUAAACAUAUAUUUUCUAUAUCAGCAAAAGAGCUAUCAUUUGUAAAAGAUAAUCUUGAAGCACAUUUAUAAUUAGCCAGUCAUGUUUAGCUCUUAGGCCUGUUAUUCUGCAGAGACUGUAUCUUUUUUGGAUUUAAGUUGAAGUGGAGCGCAGCAAUAUCAAUCUAACACAGUAAAGUGUUACUAAAAGUGUCCAAAACUGUUCUCAGAAAAUGAUCACUGCUUACAAAUUGUUGACCUGAAGUUACAGUCCAUGUGAAGGCAAAACUCCUAUUGGAGUCCAUAGGAGCUGUGCGUGCAUAUGGUGUGUGUGUGUGUGUGCGUGCGCGCGCGCAUGGAAAGAGAGAGAUGCUUAUGAAGUUCAAACAUUUAAAAUGAGUUUGAUGUUUUUAUUGGGGUUAUUAACCAUAUAAAUGCAACUGACAAUAUAAUGUAAUAGAUGCUAUUGCUCGCAUAUGUGUAAACGUGUGACAUAACUUUCUCUUUGUUAUUGUCAACUUUUUGGUUACAUGGCAUGAAAAUCAUUGUCUGGCUGUUACAUUUGCUGAUUAGAUUGCAUUUUACUAAAUAGUGGAAUGAAAUAUAGCACUAUCAUAUACAAUAUACCUGCUGCAGAAAUCUGCCAUAAGAUCUAUAGAAUCUGUUUUACCAGGUUGAAAAGUAAUAGCAACAGUUACACAAUGUAGUUCUUAACAUCCAGUUGUGUUUCAAACGGAAGACACGAGCCUGCACAUUAUUUACAAAGUCAAAAUAUUAAGUGACUACAGUGACUUCCACUGCACAAUUUCUCAAAUGUUUACAUGCACAGUGUAUAUGAAAAAACUGCUCCAUAAAUUACUUUAUGUAUUUUUAUGUGCUUUUGUCUUUAUGGCAUAUAUGCAUGUAUAUAUACACACACAUAUGAAUGUGUGCUAAUAUAUUAAAAACUUAAAUAUA